GAAGGGUACGCAUCAUCAUAUUCGACUUAAUAUUCAUGAAGUGAGAUCGGCUACAGUAGCGCAUGUAGUUUUCGGCAGCGGGAUGUUUGAUAUUCGAUGGAUUCACGUGCAGAUUAUUACCUGGGAUUUGAUUUCAGCACGCAGCAGCUGAAAGUGAUCGCUAUCGAUGGAAACCUGACAGUUAUUUAUCAGAAUGCUGUUCAUUUCGACAGCGAGCUGCAGGAGUUCAGGACUCAUGGAGGAGUUCAUAUCCAUGAUGAUAAACUUACAGUAACAUCACCUACACUGAUGUGGGUGAAGGCACUCGAUGUUCUCCUGAAGAAAAUGAGCGACUCUGAGUUUGACUUCUCUCGUGUCAGAGCCAUCUCAGGCAGUGGACAGCAACAUGGCAGUGUAUACUGGACGAAAGGUGCUAAAGAAACCUUGAAUAAUCUCGACCCAGAACUAGACUUGCAUGUGAUAUUACAGGAUUGUUUUAUGGUUGAAGACAGUCCUGUUUGGAUGGACUCCAGUACUACAGAAGAGUGUCAGAACCUGGAGACGGCACUAGGGGGCGGUCAUUUGCUCGCUAACGUCACUGGAUCACGAGCAUAUGAACGCUUCACUGGAAAUCAGAUUGCUAAGAUGUGGCGUUUGAAGCAGCGUCAAUAUGAUCUAACAGAGAGAAUAUCACUGAUAAGCAGUUUUGCUGCAACUCUUUUUCUGGGCGACUAUGCACCGAUCGACUACAGUGAUGGCUCAGGGAUGAAUCUGAUGGCCAUUUUUACCAAAAAUUGGUCAAAGUCUUGUCUGAGAAACACAGCACCUCGGUUGGCCCGAAAACUCGGUGAUCCGGUGGCGUCCACUGCUGUUCUGGGUGAGAUAUCUCCAUAUUACACUCAACGCUACGGCUUUUCAAAGAACUGUAAAGUGGUGGCGUUUACCGGAGACAAUCCUGCAUCACUGGCCGGUAUGAGACUGUGUGAAGGAGAUAUAGCUGUGAGUUUAGGCACCAGUGACACUGUGUUUCUGUGGAUUAAACAGCCAAUACCCACUGUAGAGGGUCACGUCUUCUGUAAUCCUGUCGACUCCGAUGCAUACAUGGCUUUAAUAUGCUUUAAAAAUGGCUCUUUUACUCGAGAGAGAAUCCGUAAUGAACUCGCUGAAGGAUCAUGGGAUAAUUUCUCCAGUGCACUGAAGUCAACACCGAUGGGCAACAAUGGAAAUUUAGGGAUGUAUUUUGAUGUGAUGGAGAUCACACCUCCGGCCGUUGGCGUUUACAGGUUUAAUGCUGAAGGUCAGCAGGUCGAUGUCUUUGAGCGUGAGGUGGAAAUUCGAGCUCUUAUUGAAGGACAGUUCUUGGCUAAACGGGUUCAUGCUGAAAAGCUCAACUACAAGAUCAUUCCAGGUACACGUGUGCUGGCGACAGGAGGAGCGUCAUCAAACAAGGACAUUUUACAAGUGCUAAGCGAUGUCUUUAAUUCUCCAGUAUACACCAUUGAUGUGACCGAUUCGGCCUGUCUGGGCUGUGCGUAUAGAGCUUUACAUGGUGUCGUGGGAGAAGAAGAGUCGAUGUCUUUCGUGGAGUUGCUCAGAACGGCUCCAGAUCCUCAGCUGGCUGUCACACCGACUCCAGGAGCUCAAGAGGUUUACACACCACUGCUGCACAGAUUUACAGAGCUGGAGGCAGAAAUUCUCAAGAACAAAUCAAAGUGAAUCAGCUCGGAAACAUCAAGUGUGAAUGUUUUUUCUUUUAAAUAUACAUCACUUACAAUAAACGUGAUGGCAGUGUUUUAAAGGGCACCUACAAUCCACAGUGUGUGAACACAACCACCCUACAAUGAAAAAAAAAUCCACCCACUCCUUUUUUAAUCCUUAUUAAACCAAAGCAAUCUCAUUAGACAUGCUGUUUUGAUUCUCUUGUUAAUGUGAUGUCACACUGAUAAAGCCCCGCCCACAGCCACUGACUGACUGGUUAAUUUAACCCAAAAGUUUUUUUAAGUGUGUUUGUUUGCAUGUUGUAGCGCUAAUGCGCCUAAAGAUACUAUUGUCCCAGACAGGAAUCUUUUUUACUCCCACCCAAAUAGGGGCAUUAUGGGGCAUUAUGGACAUGAUAUAUUAAUUGAUGUGAGGGAUAUUUUGAGUUGACAGCAAAUGUGUAUUGAUUGGCUGUGAUUGAUGGCAGUGUUGACAGAUGAAUUAUUUAAAAAUUAAAGUCAUGCCAUCCACAUUGA
Messenger RNA from Paramisgurnus dabryanus, 2213 nucleotides. RefSeq names its product xylulokinase homolog (H. influenzae) (gene xylb). Gene Ontology annotation, cellular component: cytosol. Gene Ontology annotation, biological process: phosphorylation; D-xylose metabolic process; xylulose metabolic process. Gene Ontology annotation, molecular function: D-xylulokinase activity. The record is from RefSeq and is a predicted model, not a curated record. Lineage: Eukaryota; Metazoa; Chordata; Actinopteri; Cypriniformes; Cobitidae.